This is a messenger RNA of Clonostachys solani, 1191 nucleotides long. The record is from the annotation of a GenBank genome assembly. NCBI's taxonomy places the organism in Eukaryota, Fungi, Ascomycota, Sordariomycetes, Hypocreales, Bionectriaceae.
AUGCGCCGGAGAGACAGAGGUCCUGGAAGUGACCAUAGCCGCCCUGGCUCUGCUCAUUGUGCCCAGGUCUCCUCGUCCUCCAGCCACCUCAUUAACCACGGCAUCGAGAACCGCACGAUAUCCCGCUACGAGACCACGGCCGUGUACACCCACCCGAACGCUGAGGUGGACAUCGUCCUCGUCCACGGACUCAACGGAAGCCCCGAGAAGACAUGGACGGCUAGCAACGGCAUAUUCUGGCCGCUUGACCUCCUCCCCGGGUCGCUCAAGGGUCUCCAGGCCAACGUCCUCGUGUACGGCUACAACGCCGACGUCUAUUCGGGGCGAAUCGACCGGAGCGCGAGCGACAACUUCAUACACCAGCACGCCCAGACCCUCGUGACCAGUCUCACCCUCUUCCGCCGAGGCGAGGGCACGUUCAAGAAUCCCAUCGUCUGGGUCUGCCACAGCCUGGGCGGCAUUCUCGUCAAGCGGGCUUUGCUGUACUCCAACGACGUUUUGCACCACCACCAGAUCUACCGCUCGCUCUACGUCUCGACCUUUGGGCUCAUAUUCCUCGGCACACCCCACGCCGGCGCGGACGUAGCUUCGUGGGGGCUCAUGCUACAAGCCAUGUCCGACGUUGUCAUCCCCCGCCGCUUCUUCGAAUCGGAGUCGGUUCUGCUCAGAACCCUAAAGAAAGACAGCGAGACGUUGGCGAACAUUAACAACCACUUCCUAGACAUCUACCAGCGGUUCAGGAUCCAUAUGGUCCACGAGAACCAUAAGACCGACAUCAAAGGCACAAAGAUCAUCGUGGUGGACGCAGAUUCUGCAAGCCCUCAGUUGCCGGGUGUCACCUAUUAUGGCGUGGAGGCGACACACUCUCAGCUUUGUAAGUUCGCUAGCCCCAGCGCCCCGGGGUUCAGAGCCCUGUCAACAGAUAUCCGGGAAUGGAUUAUCGAAGCGCCCGCUGUGAUCCAUGGGCGCUGGAAGGCCGAGGAGGAAGAUGCCAAUAGACGAAUGAGAAACGAGAUUCAGGAGCAUAUUUUCCCGUUGGUUACGGAGACAGACGUACAUCGUGAAGACGUGCCAACGGCUGCCAUGCCUCGAUAUCAAGGCAGACUCAUUGCUCCACGCGGCAAAGAUACUGCCAGAUGGUGGGUGUUCCUGCAGGAGGCUGACGGAGUACAUGGUUUCAAUGCUGAUUGA